Molecule: messenger RNA, 558 nt
Organism: Knipowitschia caucasica
Lineage: Eukaryota; Metazoa; Chordata; Actinopteri; Gobiiformes; Gobiidae
Source: the annotation of a GenBank genome assembly
AUGGGCAACAAGCAGACAACCUUCACCGACGAGCAGCUGGAGGCGUUUCAGGAUUGUACUUUUUUCACACGGAAAGAAAUCUUACGGUUGCACGGCCGAUACCGAGAGCUGGCUCCACAUUUAGUCCCUCUGGAUUUCACCAACAGCCCCGACAUCAGGAUUCCACUGGCGCUUAUCGUCACUAUGCCCGAGCUCAAGGAAAACCCUUUUCGAGAUCGGAUCGUGGAGACGUUCUCGGAGGACGGAGACGGAAACCAGAGCUUUAACGACUUUGUGGACAUGUUUUCUGUUCUUUGUGAAGCCUCCCCUCGCGACCUCAAGACCAUCUACGCUUUUAAAAUCUAUGACUACAACCGGGACAGCUUCAUCUGUAAGGAGGACCUGCAGCAGGCCGUGGUGAAGCUGACCAAGGGAGAGCUGAGUGCCGAGGAGGUGACCCUGGUCUGUGAGAAGGUCAUGGAGGAGGCUGAUCUGGACGGAGAUGCAAAACUCUCCUUCAGCGACUUUGAAAACAUGAUCUCCAAAGCUCCAGACUUCCUCAGGUCAGCGCUCGUUUAA